Molecule: messenger RNA, 1130 nt
Organism: Calypte anna (Anna's hummingbird)
Lineage: Eukaryota; Metazoa; Chordata; Aves; Apodiformes; Trochilidae
Gene: MRPL28
Product: mitochondrial ribosomal protein L28
Exons: 5
Coding region: 52-792 (246 amino acids)
Cellular component (GO): mitochondrial large ribosomal subunit
Molecular function (GO): structural constituent of ribosome
Source: RefSeq, a predicted model, not a curated record
CCCGGUGCCGGUUCCGGUCGCGGUGCGUGCUGGGUGCGGGCAGCGGGGGCGAUGCCGCUGCACCGGUUCCCGCCGCGGCUGUGGCCCGCGAUGAAGCUGCGGGAGGGGAUCUGCUCCCGCCUGCCCCCGCACUACCUGCGGGAGCUGCAGGACGAGACGCCGCCCACCCCCGUCCACUGGCGGACCCUGGGCGUGCGGUACCGGCGGAACCCCCGCACCGGAGAGCGGGAACGCGUGCAGGACGUGCCGGUACCGGUUUACCUGCCGCCCGCAGCACACGAGGGGCUCUGGGGAGGCGAGGGAUGGAUCCGCGGCUUCCGCUAUGCGCGAAACGACAAGCUCUCCACCAGGCUGCCCAAGGUCUGGAAGCCACAGCUCUUUGAGCGUCAGUUCUACAGCGAGAUCCUGGACACCACGCUGACUGUCACUGUCACCAUGCGCACGCUGGACCUCAUCGAUGCAGCCUAUGGCUUCGACUUCUACAUCCUGAAGACCCCCAAAGCUGACAUGUGCUCCAAGCUGGGGAUGGAUCUGAAGCGCACGAUGCUGCUGCGACUUGCCCGCCGGGACCCCAAGCUGCACCCCGAUGAUCCUGCCAGGAGGGAGGCAAUCUAUAACAAGUACCAGGAAUUUGCAAUCCCAGAGGAGGAAGCUGAAUGGGUUGGCUUGAGUUUAGAAGAAGCAAUAGAAAAACAGAGGCUUCUGGAAAAAAAGGACCCUGUCCCCCUCUUUAAGGUGUAUGCUGAAGAGCUUGUCAACCAACUGAAGGAACAGGCAUUGCAGAAGAAAUAGAAGGAAGGAAACAUUUGGAGCAAAGGCCCUGCUGCAGGUCAAGCUGUGGGGUCCUGUGAGUCAUCUGUCUGAACCUCCUUGGGUGGAAGGGGCCAUGUGAAGAGCAUGCCCAGGACUGUGUUGCAGUUACCAAAAUCUAAUGAUGGCCUCAACUCAGUGAGGAACUGUUCCCUGGGGCUGGGGAAAGAAUGUCCUGUGUCCUCUGAAAGUGUUCUUGUAGGGCUGACUGUGGCUUCUCCUCUGCCUGUACAAGUAGUUGGCUGCUUUUGAGAGCUCGAUGGUGAUGUAAACCAAAAUACCUGUUUUGGGAAUGUCAGUAAACUUUUCUCUGAUACUCA